Molecule: messenger RNA, 657 nt
Organism: Prunus armeniaca (apricot)
Lineage: Eukaryota; Viridiplantae; Streptophyta; Magnoliopsida; Rosales; Rosaceae
Source: the annotation of a GenBank genome assembly
AUGAGUCAUCUGGAUAAUAAUGCAAGUGCUAAUGUUAAUCCUACUGAGAAUAAUGAAAUCGAGGUAGAUGAUCAUGCUCCAUUGUGGAAGUAUGUUAAAAGGCUUGACAAGUUAGGAAAAGGAGAAGGAAAUACUAUGUUUGAAUGCAAUUAUUGUCAUAAAUCUUACAAAGGCUCCUACUCCAAAGUCAAAUUUCAUUUGUUGAAAAUGUCGGGAAACGGGAUUGCACCUUGCAAAAAGGCUAGAGAACAAUGUGAUGCUGAAGUUGCAAGGAUGUUUUAUACUGAUGGAUUAUCCUUCCACCAUGUAAGGAAUCCACAUUAUCGGAACUCUUAUGUUCUUGCUUCUACACUUCUAGGAUAUGUUCCACUAGGUUAUAAUGCACUAAGAACUACUCUUUUGCAACAAGAGAAGAGUCACAUUGAGCGGUGUUUACAACCAAUCAAGGGUACAUGGAGCAAUAAAGGUGUAAGUAUGUGUAGUGAUGAGUGGACAGAUUCGCAAAGAAGACCACUUAUUAACAUUAUGGCAACUUGUGAGAGCGGGCCUAUGUUCUUGAAGGGAAUUAAUUGUGAAGUAGAGUACAAGGACAAAAAUCGUAUUGCCAACUUUCUUAUCGACUUCAUUAAGGAAAUUGGUUAUCAAAAUAUGGUUUAA